This is a messenger RNA of Dimorphilus gyrociliatus, 1030 nucleotides long. NCBI's taxonomy places the organism in Eukaryota, Metazoa, Annelida, Polychaeta, Dinophilidae. The record is from the annotation of a GenBank genome assembly.
AACAGCGACUGCCAUUCCGGGUGUAAGAAUGAUGAAGGCAAUGACGUGCAAUGGCUACGGGCCAGCCGACCGUGUAUUUGAAUUGAAAACCAUUCCAAAACCGAUUCCGAAGGCCAAUGAAGUCUUGAUUAAAAUACUAGCGACAGUUGUCACAUCUGGAGAUUGUAAACUUCGAGGUUUUCGGGGUAUUCCGCCGUCUUUUUGGCUUCCUAGCAGACUUAUGUUUGGCUUAAGAUCGCCGCGACAACCUAUUUGGGGUUUAUUGUUUUCAGGUGAAAUUGAACAGAUCGGUAAGGAUGUGAAAUUGUUUAAAGAGGGCGACCAAGUGUACGGUUCGACCGAAUUUGGUUUUGGAACUUACGCCCAAUACAAGUGCCUGCCAGAGACUGCGUGCAUAUCGAAAAAACCUGAAAAUCUUAGCCACGAGGAGACUGUAUCGAUUCCUUUCGGUCUUGAAACUGCAAUACAUUUCCUGAGAAAGGCAAAUAUUGAAAAGGGUCAAAAAGUACUCAUCUACGGUGCUUCUGGAGCGGUUGGAACGGCUGCAGUUCAAUUGGCGAAACAUUACGGUGCCGAAGUAACUGGCGUUUGUAGUACAACCAAUAUGGAAAUGGUGAAAUCUUUGGGAGCCGACUACGUUAUCGAUUAUACGAAGGAAGAUUUUACUGAAAAUGGGGUCAGAUACGAUAUUAUCUUUGAAACAGUUGGCAAAAAGAGCUACUCGUCUUGUAAAUAUUCUCUACAGUCGAAUGGCUAUUUUCUUAUGGCCGUGUUUGCCAUGUACGAAAUUUGCCAAAUGUUGUGGCGUAAAGUUGUCGGAGGACCAAAAGUCAUUUGCUCAGUAGCCGGCGCAGUACUUGAAUAUUACGAUUUGAUGAGAGAACUUGCCGAGUCUGGAAAAGUCGUACCAGUUAUUGACAGAUGCUAUUCACUUGAAGAAAUACCUCAAGCUCAUAUCUACGUCGAAGGAGGACAUAAGAAGGGCAACGUAGUUAUCAAAGUUGAUCACGAACAGAAGGAUGAAGAAUAA